This is a messenger RNA of Carassius gibelio (silver crucian carp), 1519 nucleotides long. Its product is annotated as gastrula zinc finger protein XlCGF7.1. Gene Ontology annotation, molecular function: RNA polymerase II cis-regulatory region sequence-specific DNA binding; DNA-binding transcription factor activity. Gene Ontology annotation, biological process: regulation of transcription by RNA polymerase II. The transcript is spliced from 2 exons. The record is from RefSeq and is a predicted model, not a curated record. Bases 4 to 1083 code for a protein of 359 amino acids. NCBI's taxonomy places the organism in Eukaryota, Metazoa, Chordata, Actinopteri, Cypriniformes, Cyprinidae.
UCCAUGGAAGUGACGUCAUCGGCCCUAGACGCAGGUCCAGUCAUGAUGAGCAGAGGCUCGCGAGUGGAUCGUUUGUUUUUAUUCAAUAGCAUUAAAACAGAUCCAGAAGCAUCCAGAAUAAAACAUGAAGAUACUGAGGAACGAACAGACCAGAUGGAAGUAAAACAGCAAAGAAAUGAGGUGAAUGAAGUGGAGGAGAAACAUAACUUCAAAACUCAAAGAACAAAAGACAAACAGCUUCACACCUGCUCACAGUGUGGAAAGAGUUUCAUGCACAAAGGAAACUUUACGACUCACAUGAGGAUCCACACCGGAGAGAAACCACACACGUGUCCUCAGUGUGGAAAGAGUUUUACUGAUGCAUCAGGUCUCCGUUAUCAUCUGCAUAUUCACUCUGGAGAAAAGCCUUUUAACUGUGAUCAUUGUGGUAAAAAGUUCAUUUCUUUAUCACGUCUAAAGGCACACCAGAAAGUUCAUACAGAUGGGAAGCCUUAUGUAUGUUCUUACUGUGGAAAGUGUUUUUCACUGCUGAACAACUGUAAACGGCACCAGAAAAUACACACCGGUGAGAGAGAUCAUGUGUGUUGUGAGUGUGGGAUGAGCUUCACUACAGCUGCUGAUUUAAAAAUGCAUUUAAGAAUUCAUACUGGAGAGAAACCGUACAAGUGCUCCUACUGUGACAAGAGUUUUAUUCGGUCCACACACUUGAAAACACAUGAGCGAGUUCAUACUGGAGAGAAACCAUACCACUGUACUCAGUGUGGAAAGAGUUUCGCACGUACCGAAGGUCUCAAAAAUCAUAUGCUCUGCCACGCUGGAGAAAAGCCAUUUAACUGUGAUCAGUGUGGUAACAAGUUUAUUUCUUCAUUACUUUUAAAAAAACACCUGACAAUUCAUUCAGAGGAGAAGCCUUAUGUGUGUUCUUACUGUGGAAAGUGUUUCACACUGGCGAACUACUGUAAACGGCACCAGAAAAUACACACCGGUGAGAGAGAUCAUGUGUGUUGUGAGUGUGGAAAGAGCUUUUUUACAGCUGCCAAAUUAAAAAUGCACUUAAAAGGUCAUACUAGAGAGAAACCUUAAAAGCGCUCGUCUGGAAACCUGAAUGUACAUGAGCGGGUUCAAACUGGAGAGAAACCAUACCACUGUACUCAAUGUGGAAAGAGUUACAAACAUUUAUGUAGUCUGGUGACUGAUAUGGAAAAUAGUUGUUCUGUGUCACGGUGAGCAAAAAAUAAAUAACAAUAAUCAUAAUAAUAGUGAGAUUCAAAGCAAACCUGAAGUUAAAAUGACUGUGUGUUCUCUGACAGUUUUGUUGUUUUAUUUUGAAGCUGUGAGAAAAAAAGUUUUAUUGAGUUGUAUUUGUAACAGAUGGAUAUUUAUUUAUAAUUUCUUACGCCCACUUUAAGUAUGAUUAAGAAUAUUUUUUUUUUUCUUUUUACUUGAUGUUGAGAAAUUGCUUGUUUCUCAUGUAAGGGUUCUGUAUAACAAAAUAAUAAAACUACAAUUUCAUUGAGAA